GGCCGCGUCCCCGGCUCGCCCGGCGCGCCCCCCGCCCGCCCGCCCGCCCGCCCGCGCCCUCGCCGGGUGCCCGUCUCCGUCCCGCUGCCUCGGGACCCCGGACCCCAGCCGUCGCUCCUGUCCCCGCGGGACUCCGGGCAGCCCGCGCCCCGCGCCCCGCGCCCCAGGGGCUCCUCGCCCAGGACGCCGCGGGACCAUGGCUGCGGGCCCCGAACUUUGAACACUUCUCCCCGGCCCGGAGCGGACGCGCCAGGCGCGGAGACUUCUGCAGGGCUCGCGCCGCCAUGGACUGCAACUGCGUCUCGGACCUGCUCUUCGCCCCGCCUGCCCUGCCGCUCUGGACCCCUGGGUUUGCCUUCCCAGAUUGGGCCUACAAGCCGGAGUCGUCCCCUGGCUCGAGGCAGAUCCAGCUGUGGCACUUCAUCCUGGAGCUGCUGCAGAAGGAGGAGUACCAGGGCGUCAUCGCCUGGCAGGGGGACUACGGGGAAUUCGUCAUCAAGGACCCUGAUGAGGUGGCCCGCCUCUGGGGCAUUCGAAAGUGCAAGCCGCACAUGAACUAUGACAAGCUGAGCCGGGCCCUGCGCUACUACUACAACAAGCGCAUUCUGCACAAGACCAAGGGCAAGAGGUUCACCUACAAGUUCAACUUCAGCAAAGUCGUCCUUGUCAAUUACCCCCUGCUGGACAUGGCGGCCGCCGCCACCGGCUCCCCACUCUUGCUGACCCCUGGUCCCUUUUCGGGGGCGCCUGGGCCGGAUGCUCCACCCUUGACCCCCGAGACCCUGCAGAACCUGUUCUCUACCCCACGCCUAGGAGAGCCAGGGGGUCGGACGCCCCUGUUCACCCCCGAGAUGGACAAACUGCGCCUGGACAGCCCCUUCCCAUUUCUGGGUUCCGGUGCCGCCGCCGGCUACUCCAAGCCCCCCGGCCUGCUGGGUCCUUACGGCCGCGCCUUCCCUGAGUACCCCUGGAACUUUAACCCAUACCUCACGGGCCCCUUCCCCAAGUUGCCCCCCUCUCUCUACCCACCACACCUGUACCCCAGCCCCUUGGGGUCCCUGGGCCACUUGCCCUCUGCAGGAGGGGCCGGGGGAGGCCCCAUGGCUGCACCCCUGCUGGCUGCAACAGGGGAGGGCCUGGGCCCCGAGCGCCCGUCGGGGCUGGCAGUGGCCCCUCGCCUGGCCCUGCCCGGGGCUGCAGGCCCAGAGGCCGCACUGGGUGGGAAGGAGGACAGCGAUUCCGAGCUGGAGAUCACUGACGUCAGCGGCUGCAGCUCUGACAGCGAAGGCGACGAGGCUCCACCAGUGCCCCCCAAGACCAAGCCAGCCAAAGGGGGGAGCUGAGCAGGCGGACGGUGCAUCCGCCGGUGACCAGGGCAGUCACCCGUGACGCUUUUGCCUGCUCUGCCCUCAACACCAGCCCAGGGCCCAGGACCAGCCCCUGGCACCCUCCUGGCCACGUCCAACCCCCAGGCGGAGGCCAUCCCCUCUCCAGAGUGGAGAGGAACAUGAUGGAUGGCCUGUCUCCUCCAGGUACCAAUCUGAGGGGGAAAACCGCCUGGCCCCACUCUUAAGUGCAAUAUGGCGCCCAGCGUCCCCAUCCCAUGUGCUGUGACCUGCGUGUUUGUGUGGCGGUGUCCCCCAUCUAGUGCCAGCCCCUCUUGAAAUCCUCCCACACGGGGCCCCUCUGGGGACAGGGAGCUCAGAGCAAUAACCCCGCACCCAGCCCCCGCCCAGGAGGGCCCCUCCCCACUGGCCCCCCUCAAAUCCUGCAGUCACCUCCAGAGUUUACUAUAAAAAUAAAAGGACAAGAGUGUGAGAUGUGGGCCAUCUGGCAUUCGGGAUGACACCGGGCACACCUCACGUCCCGAGCGCGUCCGUGUGGAGUCUCUGUCACACAUGAAUGGGAACAAGACGGUAAAGGCACAGGUGUUUGUCAUGGAGUUUGAUCUCCAGGACCCAGAUGGUGGAGAACCCACUCCCACACAGGCGCCCCACCCAUCAACACUUAAUAAAG
Messenger RNA from Meriones unguiculatus (Mongolian gerbil), 2016 nucleotides. RefSeq names its product ETS repressor factor like (gene Erfl). Gene Ontology annotation, cellular component: nucleus. Bases 285 to 1343 code for a protein of 352 amino acids. Gene Ontology annotation, biological process: regulation of transcription by RNA polymerase II; cell differentiation. NCBI's taxonomy places the organism in Eukaryota, Metazoa, Chordata, Mammalia, Rodentia, Muridae. The transcript is spliced from 6 exons. Gene Ontology annotation, molecular function: DNA-binding transcription factor activity, RNA polymerase II-specific; sequence-specific DNA binding. The record is from RefSeq and is a predicted model, not a curated record.